This is a messenger RNA of Aspergillus heteromorphus CBS 117.55, 481 nucleotides long. RefSeq lists its product as uncharacterized. The transcript has 2 exons. The coding region runs from base 162 to 419 and encodes 85 amino acids. Lineage: Eukaryota; Fungi; Ascomycota; Eurotiomycetes; Eurotiales; Aspergillaceae. The record is from RefSeq and is a predicted model, not a curated record.
CCCCCCCCCCAAAUUCUCCCCCCGUCUCCAGCCCGGCUGAGUGCUGCUGCUGCACUGCUGCUGUCCGUUCCCCCCGGAUUUCGUCUUUCCCAGCAGCUGAUACACCCUCUUGCUCUUCCUCCUCCGCUUCCUCCUCUUCUUUCUCCCUCCAACCCAUCCCAAUGGAGUCCUCACAACUCGCCCAGCUCGCCAGACGGGCUGCCGCCAUCCCCCUCCCUCUCUGGGCGCGUGGCAGCGACUCGGAUUCCUCCAGUUCCUCGGAAAAGCCCGUCAGCAACUUCCUCAAGAGCGGUGUGCCGGGCAUCAUCGUGGGCGUAUUCUUCCUCUCAGCAGUCGGGGUCUGCUGCUACUUCCUCUAUCGCAACAAGAAACGCGACGCCAAAGAGGAGGCGUCGGUGCGCGAAUGGAAUGAGGCCUGAUCGGGGAUCGGCAGGAUCAGCCUGGCUGCCCCCGGAUGAUCCUCCAUCUUCCUCCUCCCCCC